This is a messenger RNA of Rotaria sordida, 1113 nucleotides long. NCBI's taxonomy places the organism in Eukaryota, Metazoa, Rotifera, Eurotatoria, Philodinida, Philodinidae. The record is from the annotation of a GenBank genome assembly.
AUGUUUUCGUCUUCAAUUCUUACGAAAUUAUCUAUUGAUGUAUAUAGUUUUGAUGAUUGUCUUUGUUUAUUGGAUGGUCGUCUCAAACAAUUGACCAUACUUAUUGUUCGAAUUUAUAAGAUCAACUAUCAUUCAUCGAUCAUUCACACGAUUGAUGAUAAUUUACCUCAUUUGAAAUGUUUCUCAUUAAUAUGUUAUGAGAAAACUAAUGCGUACGAUAAUCGAGUACUUCCUCUUCUUCGUCGUAUGACAUAUUUGGAAAAAUUAACAUUAUAUCUUCGUUUGCAUGAUCGAAAUAUAUUUGUUAAUGGUACUCAUCUUCAUCGAGAAAUUCUUAUGCAUAUGUCACAACCUCAUACAUUCAUUUUUUAUAUAAGUACUGAAAUUGAAAUCAAUGAUUCAAUUAAUCGUUUAUCUGAUAAUGAUAUUCAACAAACGUUUACAAAUAUAGGUUAUCAUCGAAUAGCUUGUGCUAUAAAUUAUUAUCGUAAAUCCAAAGCAAUAUGUCAUGUUUUCUCACUUCCGUUCAUGAUGUGGACUGACGACGAAGAUUCCGAUGAAGAUCAACAACAGAAUACAUAUCGAAACAAUGAUCAAAUAACACAAAGAUAUUCAAAUAAAGGAAAAAAAGACAAAUGUAAUUGUCGUCGAGAAUGUUCAAAACGUUCUUGUUGUUGUUUUAAAUUUGGUAGUGGAUGUAACACAUCGUGUGGAUGUGGCACAUCUUGUCAAAAUAUGUUUAAUUGUCUGGAUUAUUUCUUUGGUGAAGAUGGAGCAUAUAAUGGAAAUUCUUGUUUUACAAAAUGGCUUAUCAAACAUGCUAAAAAUGCAGAUGAAUUAAAAGUGAUUGAUCGGAAGAAAUUACAUCAAUCUAUCAUGCAAUCUCCAAGUUAUCGAAAAGUACGUAAGGAUGAAGAAUUUGCUGAUUGGAUAAAACAAUGGUGUAAAAUUAGUGAAUACGAAGAAAUAGAACAUAUUCAAAAAAAUUUUCGAAUGCUUCUAUCAGAUGAUACAUCAAAUUAUUAUUAUUCAUUUUGUUAUAACGAUAGAAUGAUAUUCGAUAUAAAUAUACUUAUGGUGUUCACUUGUCAUGGACAAAAUAUCGAAGAAUAA